UGCCAGUCUGAACCGGUUUCAACCGGUCUUGCGUGUGAUGCAUGAGACUAGAGAGGAGCUGGGUCACAGUCUCUCGCAGAUAUCUGCUUUCAAAACAACGGUUUUUCUGCAGUAGACAAAAGAAUAAACUAACGAUUGGUUUGAUGCUGUUGUUAUAAAACGGAAUGAGUAGUUAAAGCGAGCUGUAAACCGCCAUAGAGAGAGACAGAUGAACUAACACGAGCUGCUGACUGAAAGGGGACUCGGAUUCAAUCACUGAAGACAAUAAUUAAAAAUAACACCGAAAUUGUGUGUUUCGGGGGUUUUCAUGUAUCGUUUGCUUUGCACUAUAGUGUGUUUGGCGAUAUAGUGAGGUAACCAGCUAGUUAGCAAUUGAAGUGAACUUGCUAGGUUUUUUUGAAUAGGUUUACAUACGCUAUCGUGUAAAAUGAGAUAAAUCAAAUAGACCUUUUUUUUUACCUCUGGUCUUGAUAUUGUUUUGACGCGACGCACGUUUCCACGACACUUAACCUUGUUGCUGAUUCCUAAACCACGUUAGCAUUGUUUUGUUUUUUUUUCCGCGAGGACGAGUUUUGGUUAAAACAGCUCUAUGCCGGCAGACAUGACCAUGUUGGCGGAUCACACAGCACGACAGUUGCUGGACUUCAGUCAAAAGCUAGACAUCAUCCUGCUGGACAAUGUAGUCAACUCCAUGCACUAUGAUGUGGGAUCUCAGCAAAGACUGGCACAAGAAGUUCUCACCAAUCUGAAGGACCACCCAGAUGCCUGGACCCGAGUGGACACCAUAUUGGAGUUCUCGCAGAACAUGAAGACAAAAUACUACGCUCUUCAGAUACUGGAGACAGUGAUCAAAACACGCUGGAAGAUUCUUCCACGAAACCAGUGUGAAGGAAUUAAAAAGUAUGUUGUUGGGCUGAUUAUCAAGACUUCCUCUGAUCCCAACAGCGUAGAGAAGGAAGGGGUUUACAUAGCAAAGCUCAACAUGAUCCUGGUGCAGAUUCUGAAGCAGGAGUGGCCAAAGCAUUGGCCCACAUUCAUCAGUGACAUUGUGGGAGCGAGUCGCACCAGCGAGAGCUUGUGUCAGAACAACAUGAUCAUCCUGAAGCUCCUCAGUGAGGAGGUGUUUGACUUCUCCAGCGGGCAGAUGACUCAGGUCAAAGCCAAGCACCUGAAGGACAGUAUGUGCAAUGAAUUUUCCCAAAUAUUCCAGCUAUGCCAGUUUGUCAUGGAAAAUUCCCAGAAUGCCCCUCUAGUCCACGCCACAUUGGAGACCCUCCUUCGUUUCCUUAACUGGAUUCCACUGGGCUACAUAUUUGAAACCAAACUCAUCAGCACGCUGGUGUACAAGUUCCUAAAUGUUCCGAUGUUCCGGAACGUCACUCUGAAGUGUCUGACAGAGAUCGCAGCAGUAAGUGUCAGUCAGUACGAGGAGCAGUUUGUCAACCUUUUCACUCUCACCAUGAUGCAGCUCAAACAGAUGCUGCCUCUGAACACAAAUAUCCGUCUGGCAUAUGCAAACGGGAGAGACGAUGAGCAGAACUUCAUCCAGAACCUCAGUCUGUUUCUCUGCACCUUCCUCAAAGAGCACGGACAACUGAUAGAGAAGAGACUGAACCUGAGAGAGACACUCAUGGAGGCUCUGCAUUACAUGCUGCUGGUGUCUGAGGUGGAGGAGACGGAGAUCUUUAAGAUCUGUCUGGAGUACUGGAACCAUCUGGCUGCUGAGCUCUACAGAGAGAGUCCCUUCUCUACCUCCACCUCUCCGCUGCUGUCAACCAGUCAGCACUUCGACGUGCCGCCCCGCAGACACCUCUACCUGCCUGUGCUCUCCAAGGUGCGUCUGCUGAUGGUGAGUCGCAUGGCCAAACCGGAGGAGGUUCUGGUGGUGGAGAACGAUCAGGGCGAGGUGGUGAGAGAAUUCAUGAAGGACACCGACUCCAUCAACCUCUACAAAAACAUGAGAGAGACUCUGGUCUACUUGACUCACCUGGACUAUGCCGAUACGGAGCGGAUCAUGACAGAGAAGCUUCAUAAUCAGGUGAACGGUACCGAGUGGUCCUGGAGGAACCUGAACACGCUGUGCUGGGCCAUCGGCUCCAUCAGUGGGGCCAUGCAUGAAGAGGACGAGAAGAGAUUCCUCGUCACUGUCAUUAAGGAUCUGCUGGGUCUGUGUGAACAGAAAAGAGGGAAAGACAACAAGGCCAUCAUUGCCUCCAACAUCAUGUACAUCGUCGGUCAGUACCCACGAUUCCUCAGGGCCCACUGGAAGUUCCUCAAGACCGUCGUCAACAAACUCUUUGAGUUCAUGCACGAGACCCAUGACGGCGUGCAGGACAUGGCCUGUGACACAUUCAUCAAGAUCGCUCAGAAGUGCAGGAGGCAUUUUGUGCAGGUUCAGGUGGGGGAGGUGAUGCCCUUCAUCGACGAGAUCCUCAACAACAUCAACACCAUCAUCUGUGACCUGCAGCCGCAGCAGGUGCACACGUUCUACGAGGCCGUGGGCUACAUGAUCGGAGCACAAACAGACCAGACGGUCCAGGAGCGACUGAUCGAGAAAUACAUGCUCCUCCCCAACCAGGUGUGGGACAGCAUCAUCCAGCAGGCCACCAAGAACGUGGACAUCCUGAAGGACCCAGAGACGGUGCGUCAGCUAGGCAGCAUCCUGAAGACCAACGUGAGGGCGUGUAAAGCCGUGGGUCACCCUUUUGUCCUGCAGCUGGGACGUAUUUACCUGGACAUGCUCAAUGUCUACAAGUGCCUGAGUGAGAACAUCUCUUCUGCAAUCCAGAGCAACGGUGAGAUGGUGACCAAGCAGCCUCUGAUACGUAGCAUGCGGACGGUGAAGAGAGAGACACUAAAGCUCAUCUCCGGAUGGGUCAGCCGCUCUAACGACCCUCAGAUGGUUGGAGAGAACUUCGUUCCACCUUUGCUGGAAGCAGUUCUCAUCGACUACCAAAGGAACGUUCCAGCAGCUCGAGAACCAGAGGUGCUCAGCACUAUGGCAACCAUCGUCAACAAGCUCGGCGCACAUAUAACAGGAGAGAUCCCCAAGAUAUUCGAUGCUGUGUUUGAGUGCACCCUCGACAUGAUCAACAAGAACUUUGAGGAGUUCCCCGAGCACAGGACGCAUUUCUUCUACCUGCUGCAAGCAGUCAACUCCCAAUGUUUCCCAGCAUUCCUGUCCAUCCCACCGGCACAGUUCAAACUGGUUCUGGACUCCAUCAUCUGGGCCUUCAAACACACCAUGAGAAAUGUAGCCGACACAGGGCUUCAGGUCCUGUUCACCAUGCUGCAGAACAUCGCACAGGAAGAGGCGGCAGCUCAGAGCUUCUAUCAGACCUACUUCUGCGAUAUCCUGCAGCACAUUUUCUCGGUUGUCACGGAUACGUCUCAUACUGCUGGUCUGACGAUGCACGCCUCCAUCCUCGCCUACAUGUUUAACCUGGUGGAAGAGGGUAAAAUCAGCGUCACUUUGAACGCAGGCACCACGAGCAGCAAUCAAUGCUACGUGCAGGAGUACGUGGCCAAUCUGCUGAAGACCGCCUUCCCACAUCUGCAGGAUGCCCAGGUGAAGGUUUUUGUCACGGGUCUGUUCAGCUUGAAUCAGGACAUUCCUGCCUUUAAAGAGCACCUCAGGGACUUCCUGGUCCAGAUCAAGGAGUUUGCGGGUGAGGACUCCACAGAUCUGUUCCUGGAGGAGAGGGAAGCGGCUCUGCGUCAGGCUCAGGAGGAGAAACACAAGCUCCAGAUGUCUGUCCCAGGAAUCCUCAACCCUCAUGAGCUCCCGGAGGAAAUGUGUGAAUGAGCACCAGGACAGUUUCACACUCAUGAAGGAAGCGCUUUAAGCUCAAGCGUGUGCUUGUGUGCGUGUGUAUAGAGAAGUAGCAGUCAAAUGAGGACAAAUAGGAAAAUGAAUCCAGAUGUUGGUUGUUUGUCGACCAAAUCCUUGCCAAUAUGUAAAUUAAAGACAUGUCUGUUAUUAGUAACCUGACUCCUCCCAAACCCUUUGGUUUUACAUAACACAGCAUUUUAUAUAACGGAAACUGUCUCUCUCGUAUAUCAAUUUACUGUAUAUCCUUCAGUGUUUCUGUUUGGUAUGUUUGCUUUCCUGUUUCAAAGCACAUUACUAAUCAUUUUAAUGUUUUCUCAGCCUCAUCUGUUUGUGAAUAUGUAAUAUACAGUGUGGCAGGCCAAUGAAGACGGACAGUUACUGCGCAGGAAGAGAGAUUUGUGUUGUUGAGCUGUGCGGCUGUGUGGCUCAUGAACCACAGCAAGUGAAUGUGACUGUUCAGGAUCAGUCCUGAUGCUGUUCCUGUCUUCUUUAUUGGGGGUUUGUGUGUGUUUAUAUAUAUUUUUUCGUUCAAUUGCAGUAAAUGAGAAAGACGAGUCUUUUUCAUGCUACAGACCCACUGAUGUCUUUUCUUUUGGCAUAGGGAUGUCAUUCAAAUGAAAGGGUUUGUUCAUAUCAUCCUAUUUGUAAAGCUGUGUAUUAGUACUAUGGAAACAUAAAGUUGGGUAUUUUUACAAA
Molecule: messenger RNA, 4528 nt
Organism: Sinocyclocheilus anshuiensis
Lineage: Eukaryota; Metazoa; Chordata; Actinopteri; Cypriniformes; Cyprinidae
Gene: xpo1a
Product: exportin 1 (CRM1 homolog, yeast) a
Exons: 24
Coding region: 590-3805 (1071 amino acids)
Biological process (GO): ribosomal large subunit export from nucleus; ribosomal small subunit export from nucleus; protein export from nucleus
Cellular component (GO): nucleus; cytoplasm
Molecular function (GO): nuclear export signal receptor activity; small GTPase binding
Source: RefSeq, a predicted model, not a curated record